AUGCCACAUGAUACAAAAAAUGAUGACAAAAAAUUUGUUGAAGAUUUACUUAAUCAGCAUUGGGAGUAUGUAUACUUCUUCGCUGAUAAUCCAAACACUAUGUGGGAGAUUUGGAAGAAAUUGUUUCAGGAAUUAGUACUAAAUAAGCAUGCACCCAUUCAACAAAAAAAGAUCAGAUCAAAAAAAGUCCUUUGGAUUACUAGUGAAAUCAAAAAGCUUAUAAAUAAGAGGGGUAGAUCUAAGAGAAAAGCCGUUAUUAAAAACCUUGAAGCAGAUUGGUUAGUGUAUGAACAAACCAGAGAUAAAGUAAAUAUAGAAAUGAAAAAAGCCAAAAAGGAUUGUUACUCCAAGAGAAUUGCUGGUCAAAAACAAAAUCCAAAGGAGGCUUGGAAAACAAUAAACAACUUACUAGGCAGACAAAACAAACAAACAAAAGUAGAUGAGUUGAGUAUAAGUGGAAAUAAUUUAGCAAAUUCAGAAGACAUUGCAGAGGGCUUUAACGAAUUCUUUUCAAAUAUUGGGCCUGACUUAGCUAGCAAAAUUGAUACUUCGAAUUACAAUUUUCAAGAGUAUAUUAAGAAACCUAAAUCAGAAUUCACUGUAUUUGAGUCAAUUACCACGAACAAAGUUUAUUAUCUCCUACAUGGCCUCUCUAGUGCAAAAGCCACUGGCGUUGACAAAAUUUCAAGUAAAAUUUUAAAACUAGCAGCACCUGCUAUCUCCAGUUCAUUAACUUAUAUUUUUAAUCAGGCUAUUAUUACACUAUUCACUUUUCCCGAUGAAUGGAAAAUGGCAAGAGUAUCACCUCUUUAUAAAAAUGGCCAAAAAAUUUGCCUGGUAACUACCGACCAAUUUCUGUUUUGCCAGCUGUUAGCAAAGUUAUGGAAAGAAUUUUAUAUGACCAGUUAUAUGAUUAUUUGACGAAAUUUCAGCUACUUAAUGAUUGUCAAUUUGGCUUUCGCAAAUCGCACUCAACUGCUACAGCGUUACUAGACUGUACUAAUAGUUGGUAUAUGAAUAUUGACAAAAAAAUUAUUUAACUUGGUUGUACUAAUUGACUUAAAAAAGGCAUUUGAUACUGUCGACCACCAGAUUUUACUAAAAAAACUCGAAAUUUAUGGCGUAAAAGGAGAUGCUUUGGCUCUACUAAAAUCGUACUUGAUAAAUCGCACUCAGAAAUGCCAAGUUAAUGGAACUAUUUCAUCGGAGCGGUUGAUUAAGUGUGGCAUGCCACAAGGCUCUAUUUUAGGGCUAUUAUUCUUUUUAUUAUAUAUUAAUGACUUGCCUCAGUGUCUAAGCAAAACAAAACCUCGACCGUUUGCUGAUGAUGCAAACCUAACAGCUGCGGGAGAAUCUAUAAAUGAUGUUGAAACUGCAAUGAAUUCUGAUUUAGAAAACCUUAGGAAAUGGUUAAUUGCCAAUAAACUAAGUUUAAAUGUGGCCAAAACUGAAUUUAUAUUAAUUGGAUCUAAACCAAUGAUAAAAAGUAUCUCAAAUAGACAACUAAACAUUAUCAUAGAAAACAAACCAAUUAAACAAGUAUAUGAUUGCAAAACUCUUGGAGUGACCAGCAUUUGUCUUGGAAGAAUAAUACUGAAACAAUUUGCAAGAAAAUAACAUCCGGGAUAUCAGCUCUUCGUCAAAUAAAAGAAUUUGUUGAGAAAGAUACACUUUUACUACACAGCUUCUUUCAACGUUACAUCGUAUUGGACAAUUGCUUGACAAAAAUACCCAGACGGACAUUCUAUUUCUUGACUUCGCUAAAGCCUUCGACUCAGUGGAUCAUGCCAUUCUCCUAAGAAAGCUGAAAGAUUACGGUAUCUCAGGAAACAUUUACAGAUGGUUCUCUGACUACCUGCAUAACCCUACCCAGCGAGUUGUUGUAGAGGGUGCUGCUUCGUCAUGGUCCCCUGUCACUUCUGGCGUUCCACAGGGAAGCAUCUUGGGUCCAAUGCUUUUCUUACUCUUCAUCAACGAUCUUCCUGAUGUCAUUCCUGAAUCUACAUCAACAGGACUGUAUGCUGAUGAUACCAAAUUGUAUAGAGAAAUCUCAACUCCAGAGGAUUGUUCACAGUUACAAGAAGCUUUGUCGUGUGCGGAUGUUUGGAGUAAGGAUAACAACAUCAACUUUAAUCCCUCAAAAUGUAAAAUAUUGACAUUCUCUCGCCGUAAAACACCUUUUCUUUUCGAAUAUUAUCUGGGAUCAUCCGAAUUGAAGCGUGUGAUCAUGAAUGAUGAAGUUGAUCUGGGAAUCACAGUGACCAGUAACCUUUCAUGGACAACCCAUAUCAACAAAAUAAAAGUCAAGGCGAACAGGUUGCUGGGUUUGCUUAGAAGAACAUGCCCCUUGUUAACAGACCGCAGUAUCCGGCGCACUCUGUAUCUUUCGCUCGUCAAGUCGCAAUUAUGCUAUGCCACACAGGUUUGGUCUCCCUCCCAAUAUAAUAACAAAUUAUAUCUGGAGCAAGUCCAAAGGCGUGCAACAAGAUGGAUCCUUCAAUCGAAGAAAGGUGACAUGACCUACAAGGACAGAUUACUGGCUCUGAAUCUUUUACCACUAGUGUUUGACAGGGAAAUUAAGGAUCUGACAUUUAUGUUUAAAACUUUGCAUGGUUUUUAUGAUUUGGAUGUUUUCAAUUUUGUGUCAUUUGUUAAUCAUAGUCGUACCCGUAAUUGUAAUAAUCCUUCUCUAGUGCUUAAAGUUCCGUCAUGUAAAAGUAGCACUUUCCAGUCAUCGUUCUUUAACCGUAUUGUUCCACUCUGGAAUCAUACUUGCAAAAUUGCUUCUCCUAGAGAUCUUCGCAGUUUGGCAACGUUUAAAUCCUUCUUAUCAAGAACAUACUUCAAUUUAUUAAGUAGUAGUUUUGAUGUGGAUAUGUGCUGUACGUGGUCUUUAUGUCGUAGCUGUUCAUGCCAUAGAAAUAGUUAAUUCUGAUGUAAACAUAUACCAGCUCCUCGUGUCAGGGUUUGUUUUAUCCUGAUUCAGUUUUCUAAUUUUUAACAUGAUUAUACAAAUCUGUAUUAUGUAUGAUAACUUAAAUGUGGUGCAAUAUCUUCCUAAUUUGAUUUAAUUAAUCAGCUGGUAUAUGUUUACCAAUUUAUAAUUUUUUUGUAAAUAAUGAUCCAGAUGAUCUUGAUACGCGGAAAAGUACUGGCACUAGUUGUCAAAUAGAAAUCCAUUUUGUGAUUAAAACAACUGAAUAUCUCCUGUAAUAUACUUUAUUUCGAUUCCAUAUUUUUGUCAGAGCUAUAGUUCUCAUAACCAAACAUAAUUACAAAAUUUCAACUAGUUUCAUAAAGAAUAACGAAAGAUAUAAUUGACUGAAUACUUCAAAAUGGAUUUCUAUUCGGACAACCCUUUCUGAGCGCUGAUUGGCUAAAAUACGAACAUGAGAUCACCUGGAUAUUAGAUGUAAACAAAAUUCAAGAGGGAGAGUGCCUCGCAUGGGUCUUGAGUCCCGUUCGCACUCUUGCCGUUUGAACAUCGUUCAAUAAAGCUGUUAAAACAAAUAAAAAAAAUAAAUAAAAUAAAACUUGUCUCUGUGUAUAAUUCUAUUGUUCGCCCAUACUUUACAUAUUGCUGUGAAGUAUGGGAUGUGUUUGGUGAAACACAAUCAAAACGCCUCCAAAAGCUCCAAAACAAAGCUGCCCGAAUCAUAAUGAAUAUGAGCAAUGAUGUAGAUCAUCUGGUUGCUUUAGAUGCUUUAGCUUGGAAGCCACUUAAAACGGAAAGAAUAAAGGCUAAGUCCAAACUGUUGUUUAAAUUGUUGAAUAAAAUGGGUCCUAAAUCACUUACUGAUUUAUUUACUUUCAAAAGUGAAAUGACAAAUUAUAAACUUCGAGAUGUUGAAAGUACUCUUUGCUUACCACAGCCGCGUACAAAUAGCUUGAAAAAAAGUUUCAUGUUUGACGGGGCACAAAUUUGGAAUUCUUUACCAACCGAAAUUAGAGAGAGAAACUCCAUCAUGUCCUUUGAAACUAAAAUCGCUACUCACAUUUUUGAAUAGCAUUAUUAUUCUUUUACAUGCACGAUUACCAGUAAAUACAUGACACUUGACAAAUUGUUUAUUAUGAAACAAAGUAUUAUUAUCUACAAAAUACAAGCAAUAUUUAUUCGUCCGAAAUCUGUGUGUGUUCCUAGCACGAAUACGUUUCCUUAUUUCAUGAGACCACUGCAUCGCGAAGGAUCGUCAUGGAUCGUUCGUAGUUCUGAAUUAGGGCAUGCUGUCACAAUGGAAUUGUGAAGCUCUUCUAACUUCUGCAACGUUCUGAAAUCUUGUUAAGAACAUCAAACUCAUUAGCCUUUUCUUAAUCUAUUUAAGUUCAGAAUAGACUGAGAAUGAAACACAAUCAAACCAUACAACUCCAUAAGACAUAACAAUUAAGCAUGCAACUCCCUAGAGACAUCCAACAUUUCUGGAACGAAACGUAACAAAAUAGUAGCGUUGAUACUGUGAUGUGUAUUUGCAAAAAGCAAUAUUAUUUCCUUCAUUGCGCAGCAUUUCUCUAACCGAGAAAUAAUCAACUCUGUUUUGAACCCAUGAAGAACAUAAAAACAAUUAGGCUAAGAAAAAUUUAAGCGCCUGCUUUGCAUGGUCUUUGAUGUACCUUGUAAAUGUGUAAAGUUUGUAAAGAUCUAUUAAAUACUUGCAUAAAUUCGUACGUUCAUAUUUCAGGAAACAAUGAGCUAAGACUUACAUGUAAGAAGUCUAAAUCUACGCCAUAUCCCUUACAAACCCUAACGACAAUUCGCUGAAAUACAAGUUAGCUUGAUAUGUCAUCAAGCAAACAAACGCUCAAGUUAAUAUUUGAUAUGCCGAUUUUCGCUAAUUUUAGACACAUCCCAAAAUAUGCUCCCGAAUUUGAACAUUAAUAUCUCCGUGAAUUUUUAAGUAAAAUACAACUGUAAUAUAUCAAAAUCUAAGUUAGUCCUUCCUCUAUUUAAUGCAAGUUAUUUCUGUUUGAUAGCUUUACUUAUUUAGAAGUUAUUAUAAAUCAAACCGGAGUACUUUUUUGGGACACCCAGUAUAUAUAUAUAUAUAUAUAUAUAUAUAUAUAUAUAUAUAUAUAUAUAUAUAUAUAUAUAUAUAUAUAUAUAUAUAUAUAUAUAUAUAUAUAUAUAUAUAUAUAUAUAUAUAUAUAUAUAUAUAUAUAUAUAUAUAUAUAUAUAUAUAUAUAUAUAUAUAUAUAUAUAUAUAUAUAUAUAUAUAUAUAUAUAUAUAUAGUAGCGACGCAAACAUUCAAACCUUGACUGAAUUAAUUCCGCUCUACUUAUUAUGGUAUUGAGCGCUCUUCUACCUUACGUCAACUCAUCGACUAUUUUUUUGAAAAUAGUCUUCAGUAUAUAUAUAUAUAUAUAUAUAUAUAUAUAUAUAUAUAUAUAUAUAUAUAUAUAUAUAUAUAUAUAUAUAUAUAUAUAUAUAUAUAUAUAUAUAUAUAUAUUACUAUAUACUAUAUCUUUGCAAUUUUAUUAUUGUACACGCCCCUUGUGGAAAUCACCCUAGGUUGACAAUGGUUAGCAUGUUUAAAUAAAAGUUUCUAUCUAUCUAUCUAUGAUACGAUUGUUUCAGCCCGGUUGAUUGGGAUUUAGAUUUGACCGUAAACAGUUUGAGACGCUUAGUUUUAGUCAGAACUAUUUUCAUCCCGUGUUAUUAAACCGCCGACUGGAGUGUAGGCUAUGCACAGCUCAGACCUUUCUAGCUCGGGUUGGGAUGAUACGAUCGCGAUUUGAAGCAUUUUCAGCUACUUGACUUUUGUGCAUGUCAUGACAUUGUGGUUACAUGCGAUUACAUACUGCCCGGAUUGUGUCGAGUUUCAGUCUGGAUCAAACGGGGCUGGUAUUUCAGCCCGGAAUGAAGCUUAAAAUAAUUGUUCAUAGUUGUCAACUUUCAAACCCUGCAGUAUAGCUCAGGUUUUAUUCGGUGUCGGGAUUUUCCGAUGCGAGAACGCGGUUUUUAACCAAAGUGGGGAACGCGUUCCAACCGCGUUCGGAACGCGAACGCAGUGUUGGGUUAUUUCUGACCAGUACUGUAUAUGUUGCUUUAUCAGGUGAUCAUACAAACUUAUACUUAUACUUAAAGGUGAAAGUAAUAAAUAACAAAAUAGCAGGUGUAAAGAUCAAUAAAAGUUUUAUUUUUAUGACAAUGUUGAGUUAAUGAACGCCAUUAUUACAUUAAUUCUUCACGGAAACAUUUUUUAGGACACAAUACGUAACACUAUAAAAUGCAUUUUAUUGGUUAUAUAGAAUGCUUUUAUUCCCACAAUGCCUCAUGAUGAUGGCCCUGAAGUUAUGCAAGCAACCAAUGGACGGUGGUAUGGUAAGUCAAGGAACAAACUGAAGUAACAAGGAACAACUUUAAUUCGUUCGUUUAUGCAUAAAAUUUGAUCAUGAGCAGGCCAUAUACUUCUCAUUUAUUAAGUAUAAAUACACUUGUGCUAUUUUGUCCGUAUCUCUAUAUAAUACAAGAAUUCUGAAAAUUAGUUGAUUGUUUUACUUUUUAGAGUGUCCAAAAGGACAUCGUUAUGUUAUUACAGAAGUAAGUACUGUAAACGACAUGUACAACAGUACAAAUGUAUAUUGCAUCACAACGUAUGUUGAACUUUCGCCAACAAAUUUUAAAAAGUGAAUGUUUCACCUUGAAUUACCUUAGGAGCUUUGCAGGUGUGCAUGCUUGACUUAAGUUUAUACAUCAUACAUGCUUGUUCCUUUUGCAAUAUUGUCUUUGUUAUGGCGUACGAGUGGAAAAAAUUAGGGAGGGGGCGAACAAAAUUUGCCCGAUUUUGAUGGGAUAAAUUUCGUUAUGAAUUUCGCAAAAUUCCUUUUCGAAGCGGAAGGAAGUUUUACCCCAUUUUUAGUAGAAGUUUUCGAUUUUUAUACAGCAUUGCUGAAUUUUUAAUUGGAACUUGCCCGACUUAAAAAAUAUUGAGAGGGGCUUUCCCCCUCUUCUCCCACACCUAUGGUUUUUGUACAUUUCAAAGCGUGCUAUUCCCCUGUAAUAAUUUGGUUUUUGUUUCUUAGUGUGGAAACCCAAACCAAAGCUAUCGUUGCCCAACAUGUAACGCCAACAUCGGUGGCCAGGGCAUUUUAGCAGCAAACAACAGAGAUGCAUCCAGGUGAGUCUGUGCAAGAGUAAUGAAAAUCGGUGUCCAAUUAUUUGUUUGGUGCAGGGUGUAUAGUAGUAUAAAUUCAUGCUUAUAAAAUUAAAGGAGAAGAUUUAAAACUAGGAAAUUAGUAGAAAUACAUGCAUCCAGUAACCCCUCGCCUAUAUAUAUUUUCCAAACAUUGAUUUAACAUGAAGUAUUAGUAAUUGAUCAACACUGAACGCAGGCUUGCGUUUACGUCGGUGCUGCCAUGGCAACACGAUAAUUUUAAUUUAUAUUUAACAAAUAUAAAACAUUUCCGUGUUGAUAUAUACUGUAGUUAUAUCAACACGAGUGAAAAUUGGGAAAACGAGUAAUUUUGUGGAAACGAUGCUCGAAAGGUGGAGUGUUUUCACACAAUUUCGAGUUUUCCAAAUUUCCACGAGUGUUGAUAUAACUGUAUAUCAAUACGGAAAAAAGUUUUUAUAUUUGUUUUAUAAUAUAGCACAAAGAAACAUAAAGAAAGAAAUUUUCCGACGUUUCCGUGCUGACACUGAGUUAUAUCAAUACGGCUCUUAGCCAAUCAGCGUUCAGAAUACAACACGCCAAAAACGCCGAAAGAUAAUUGCUUUUAACUAUAUAACAAUGAAUUUCCGAAAUAUGUACUGUAGGUAUGUUGUUCUGGACUUUGUGAGCUUCGAUUUAAUGUAAAAUUUUACCUGAAUCUCCUCGUAAAAUGUCUUGAAUAAAAUGUUUUGUAAAAUGGUAAAAUGGUUUGCCAAUAAACUGUUUACUUCAAAUUGGAGUUCAAAUUGUUGAGUAAUUUUAGUUUGGUUUUCAAAAUAAUUUGAUCUUCUUUACAUUUUACUAUUUUCCUUAAAUUAAACAGGGUAAUUUAGGAAACUUACAGCUUCACUGAAAAGGGAAACAGUCAUGUUUUACGCAAUAAAUUAGCGACAAAAUGCGUAAACAUUAAACAUUCAAAACAAACUUGCCCUUUGAAAAUUGAAAUCUUGCUUGUCCCACUCUUGGCAAACAGCCAUAUAUUUUGAGAUCAGGGAUAAUUUUUUAAUCGUUCCACAGGUGUUCUGAGUUGUAACGUAUUAAACGAUUAUGCUCAGCAUGAUCAUAUGUUAUUACUCCUGUAAUAAUAUACAUAAAGAUAUUACUCGACUGUGAUUGGUUGAUGUCAGUGCGGUUAAUCCCAGACAGCAGUGCAAUUUUCUGUAAUCACAGUGCAAUUUUUUGUAAUCACAGUGCAAUUUUCUGUAAUCACAGUGCAAAAAUCUGUAACAAACUGACCUGAUUGGUGGAAAAACAUUGUGAUGAUUAAAUCAACCAAUCAGUUUAAAGCAAUUUAGUUUAAAGAAGUAACGGUCACUGACUGCUUCAAAACAAAACAAACAUGGCGCCGCGCUACACAAAGAAAAAGUUGCCUUCGUGUGAAAAAUAUGGCUUUUAUCUUUAUUUUUAAAUGGAAAAGCAAUUACCUUAAACAAGACUAACAAAAUUAAAUUACAUAGUUGAGUGGAAUUUUCAAGUUGCGUUAGCGUUGUAUAAUGUGAUAUAACAAAGCCAGGAAAACUUUGCCAAUGGAAUGUUCGCUAUAAACGCGUAAGUUAAAACUACAAUUGUCUCGAACAUUUUUUAUGUAAAUUAUUAAUAGGUAAUAGCAUGGUUUCUCGUGAAAUUUGCAUAAACAUGCACUCGUGAGUUUUUCAAAGACCUCAAAUAGCACUCGUCUUUCAGACUCGUGCUAUUUUGAGGUCUUUGAAAAACUCACUCGUGCAUGUUAUAUCCAAAUUGCACUCGAAACCGUGCUAUUACCUAUACUACCCAAGCGUUAUAGCAUCUUGAAUUUUUUGUAUUUGCCAACUUUACCUACAUGCAGUUAUUGAAUGAUUUCUUUGUUAUAAAAAUAUACAAUACGAAAUUUCAGGUAUUAAAAAGAGUAUGCACAGUCAAUAUUUGUAGAGCGUAAAGCUAUACGUUUACACGCUGCGAUUAAUCGUGUACGAUUUGUUUCCUGGCGUAUGUCAUGGACUAAACACGCGUAAGCUGGCUACAUUUGAAAUUUCGUUUUAACCAAACGGCAAUGAAUUAUGGCACCAGCACUCAUUUUAAUACGCCAGAAUACUAAUCGUACACGAUUAAUCGUAGCGUGUAAACGUAGCUUAAACCUAGCCCGUGACGACGGCACUAAUUCUGUUCGACUAUGUAUGCGAAAUUUGGAAACCAGUGAUUAUAUAUAGUGCUUGGCUACAUGUAUGUUUCAUGCGGUGAGUACUCGGCGGCAUGACCAUUUUUUCUUCCGGGCGUGGUGGGUUUCCCACCAUUGAUCUAUCCUGCUACUAUUGAUCUCGAAAUGUGAGUCAGAGAGCAUAUGAAAAUAUGAGUCCGAGAACAUAAUAGGCCUACGUAUCUUGAAUUUUUCGGGAAUUAAUAAAUUUCUAGUUGAAAGUACUAAAUUUUCUUUUUUUCCCCCAUUUUGUACGAAACAACAAAAUGCGUGACAGCGUUAUCACUUUAAGCGAACCAGCGUUCGUUUGGAAGUUGGCUAAUUAUCACAACGAGGGGUUGCAGCAGGCAUGUAUUUAUAGUCGUGGUUUAGAAAAAUUGCAUAAUUUUUACCUACAUUAGGAUAAAGAUUGAAUUUUAUCAUUAGCCUAAUUUUAAGCUUAUAACUUAUGUCUGGAUUUAGUGUACAUGGGUAAGGGUGUAAAUGUAAAAUCACAUACAUUUAUAUGAGAUGUGGUAAUUGUCUCAGUGGUGCAUGUAGUAGUGAAGAUCGGAACAGAAGUCCGUGGCUGUGGUUACAAAUGUGGUUACAAUUGGCCAUCCGGACAAUUCGCCAGGGAUUGAAUCUGUUUAUAGUAUCAUAACCCACGAGCUAUCCAGUGUAAGAAAUAUUGAAAAAUUAUAUUGUUUUACAAUUUGUAUUUUUCUUUGUUUCUGUCUAAUUUUUGUGGCUGUCAGGCAAGAUCGAAGUAGCACUGGUCACAUUCUUGGCCGUGCUCAAGCUCAGCAGCAAAAUGUAACAUCCUUACGGAAUUUGACUCCCUUGUCAUGUGGUGUCUUACGUUGCCUUACUCAUGCAGCCAUGUUGUUGGGAACAGAUCAGAAUAAUCAGGUAGGCCAUAUAUGUUGUACAUGUUAAACAUUUAACUUAUGCUCGCUAUGGAAAGUUAAAUCUUAAUUUUAUUUGUAUUAAAAAUAGUAAAAGUAAAAUAGUAAUAGUUUGUAUCAGUAAAUUUAAAAAAUUUGGGUGCGCAAUGAUUUUAAAAUUGUCUUCCUACAUGUAACCUGAAUAUAUCUAAAGUUGUUCUGUUAGUAAUUUUUAUGUGUUCAUGAUAUAAUUUAUUGAGUUACAUGACUUUGUAAAUAUAAUCUUUGAAAUAUGGAAUAAGUAUAAACUAUAACAGGCAUUAAUAACGUAGUCUCAUACACAUUUUAAUUUAAUUCCUCAUGAAAUUUCGGUAUACUGUUUUGCAAAUAAAAUAUAUCAAUGUUUUAACCAGAAUAUUGCUGCUGUCAUAAAACCACCAGUUUGGGAUGUUGUCCAGUUUUUAAAGGAACAUAUACAACAUGAUAUAAGAUGUAUAGCACGAAGUACUGGCAACAAUGAUGAUGAGGCAGUGCAGAUAAUCCAUUUAGUGCUUGCUGGUAUUGUCAACAACCUGGGUCGGCAUGGAGGUACGUUUAAUUGCAUAUUACAUUUGUAACUAAUUUCACUAGCUGGUUUGUGACUAAUGUAUUGCUCAAAGUCAAAACUCACAACCAUAUGGACACAACUUCGAUCUCUAAGCGUGAAAGUCACAAUGAAUAUGUUAAUGUUUGUUCGCAGCAUUUCGCAAAACAUAAUAUGUUUGGAUGCGUUCAUAGGCGAUCAGAAAUUGAGAGCUGAGAUGACAUGCAUAUAGGAUGAACAGGCUUAUAAGUGUUCUGAAUAUUAAUGAGGAAAACUGCUAAAUUAUUUAUUAAGAUAUAGUCGGCAAAUUAAAAAUUGAGAUAUAUAGUCGGCAAAGUUUAUGAUUUAUUGGUAAUAUUUCGAGAUUAAGAAAAGGUUAAUUAAAGGCUUAGGAAAAUAUUUGGUAGCUCAAGAACUAUUUAAACUUACAAUGUCAGCCUUAUUUCGCCACAAAUAAGUUGAAAUAAAGCAAAACGAAAAACGCGGGAAAAUUCUUGACUGAGGCAUGUCAUGUAAUGAAUGCUCAGCGACAUGACCAUUUUUUCUGUGCAAUUUCUGGUUGUGCUAUGCAUAUGAACGCCCAUCGUGUUUUUUGCAAUUAAAGCUGUGGCGAAGAUAGCCAUGGCAACUGGUCAUGUUAUACUAAUAAACCUGCAUCUAACUAGGUUAAAGACAAUACAUUUGUAAAGCUUUGAAUAAUGAAAAUCAUAAGUGUUUGCAUAGAAUGACCUGUUGCUAUGGCUAGAGAUAUAUUUGGCACUGGAUUAAAGGUCUUGGGCCUGUUUUAUACGUAGAAUUUCGGUUGCGUCGAAUGCAAUUCAAACAAUAGAUAAUGAAGCUUAAUUGCAUUCGACGCGACCAAUUUCCGCACAUUUUAAUUAGGUAUUUGAGAAUAUAUAUAUUUUUUGUAUUUAAAAUACUUGCCAUUACGAUACAAUACAAAAGUACGACUCUAAACACUUCAUAUCUCGGGGCAUGGCUGAGUUAUCAUCACAGCUCUGUACUAAGGAUAAUAUCCACGGGAUCCAAUUAUACGAUGAGGCCUGACACUUCAAAAAAGCAACACGGUUUUGGAGAACGUGUUCAAGAUUUCUAUUGGUGUGAAAUUUUACACAGUUGAACUUAAAAGUUGCAAGAUUGUUAUUAGGUGCGAGAAAUAUCAAACCGCCAGAUGUCGUAUCCAAGAUUACUGAUUUUGCUAUCCCUGUUCUCUAUACAUACUUAAAUAAAAUGUUAAAUAAUAACUUUAUUGUAGGUUACCUAAAUAUUGGUGGCAACUUGACCACUAAUGUUUCAAGAACAGCUUGGGAAGAUGCAUUUAUGACCACUUAUUUGAACCCUGUUCUUUCCGUAAGUUUUUAUAUCAACAUAUUUGGGUUUUAUCACGAGAACGAGCCUGUAUUGCCAAGGCAAAUACUACCUGGAAGGGUGCGUUGGAUUCGUACAAUUAAUUGUGUUAACAAAUUACCAUUGAUUUUUCAGAAAAAAUUUAUUUGCUUUAAUGUAGGAAGGGGAUAGGCCUAUACCAGACGGAAAAUGUAAUUUAGAGGUGAAUAAAGGGCAGAAUAAAUGCUCUUCAAAAGACAUGGCAGAAAGAGAAAAAUGCAAGCAAUCAUGAUUUCUUGAAUGAGCUUCGAUAGGAUUCUGAUUGUUACAUUCUGACAUUUUUAGGUUAUUUCCGUCCUACUCCAGGACAGUUUGAGACGUAUGGCCCGAGAUGAGAGACUUGGUAUGUAAGAAUUUUUUACAGAGAUUUUUUGUAUUUUGUUCCAACAGUACAAGAGGGUGUGCAAUCUUAUUUUGAUACCUCAUCCACAUGCACACUCGCAUGCAAGGACAGUCUUUGCAAAAUCUCGGUCUUCUGUUCCCCAAUUUACGUCCAUAGGCGUGACAUUUAUAUUUGAAUCAUAUUUAACCAUGUUCGUAAUUUCAAAUAAAACAGAGGGAGAAUUAAGAAAUUGGGUAUGAUGGUUUAAACGUGGACAUGCUUUGAGCAUGUCUGGAACAUAGCUGUUCCAGUGAGCUUCAUAUAAAUCUGGAGCGAGAACUCGAGUUCAAAAAGUGAAGCCAGCUUUGUAUUAACCGCGAAGAUAAAAACAAUAGAAAGGGACUGGAACUGACAUCCAAUCGUUCCUUCAAUUUCCGCCAUCUUGGCAAGGAAUGUGCUGAUAUUUCGUUUUUUGAGAUCGAUUGAAAUAAUAACAUGGUUUUAUGAACUGAUAACUUGGUUAGCGAUACGGUCCUUUAGGAAAAACAGAAAUUAGCUGUGGAAAAUGAUUUGGGAACUAUUUACGACCUUCAGAACUAUAUAGGACGUCAAUGGCCGCCAUCUUGGCUUCACUUUUCUCAUAGGCUGAAUGACUGAAGUUCUUGCUCCAUAUAUAUAUGGACCUCACUGAGCUGUCCGAAAUCUUAACUCUCCGAUUUAACUCUCCAGUGGCAACUCUCCUUCCACUCGCACCAAACACUUUACUAUUUUAUUUGGCCGCGCUUUUGGUUCUAUUUGCUCGCAACAAAGAUUGCAUGUGAAACCAAUUACUUUCAUGCAAUGAUAUAUUUAUUUUCUUACUUGUAGUCUUAUAUAUUACUCGAUAAUUAGCGUCUUGAUAAGUUUUCUUAAUAUAUAUAAUAUAAUUCUUAAUACUGUUCUAAUUUAUCUCUUUUCACGACUGAGCACAACUCUUCAAUUCCUGCAUGACAAUUCUUUAUCUUUAAUAUCUUCGCCUUCGUAUAAUCAUUUAAUUAUUUCUUACACGGCGAUGUUAUUCAGGCUUUCGCCUUAUAAAUAAUGCAUCAAUUGUCUAGUUGUGCUCAGGCUUUUAUACGCUCUGCUAGGGGAAGAAACUACAAAACUACGACUCAUUUCCCCUACGCAAUACAGUUCGUUAAAGCAAGUUUGCAUGAGUAAACCACAAAUUGACCAACGCUAAUCCGAGGCAUGUCCGCUACGUUAGUUGUGGGACAUAUUAAUCUUUAAUCUAUUCGCUUACUCGUAGUAGCUUUUAGCCUAAUACGCUGUUCUAUAUUGUUUGACCCUACCAAUUUCUAGGACACACAAACAUGCAUACACAGCAACAAUUAUAUUAACUCUACAUAAGCUUCUGUGCAUCGAUCUCUAAGCUUAACGAUUAAAGGCUUCCUCAAAAUAUUCAAACAUCCUUAAAUAUCUGAGAUCACCAGAGAUAUAAUACAAUUUGACACACAAGUACUAUAUAUAAAUAGACUACUAUAUUUGGGUUUCCCAUAUUUGAUAGCUGCGAACAAACGUUUUGAAAUUUCAUACGAAAUUGCAAACGAAAGUUUUCUACUUUUGACUGUUGCAAUUAACACUGUGCAAAACUGAAAAUCCUUGGAUAACUCUGUUGAUUUUCAGUAAUUGGCAAUCAUAUUUAAACUUCAUCAAUCUGCAGGGAAUAAUCGUUUGAUGAGAUUGGUACAUGAACUGGAUGGCCCAAACUAUGAGUCCAUAACCAAACUCGAUCCAAUGUGUCCAGCACUAUGGCGAUACCGCAAAAAAAUCGCCAUAGAAAACGUAUCGUUCAAGUUUCAAGAGUAUGCACAAGGAUGCGAUAAGCUAGAGAGAUGUGAAAUUUUGGCUGAAUUCUUGAAAAAGGUAUGCGAACAAAUAGCUUAGGAUGUCUGAGGGAAAAUUACAUCUCAUGUUAACUGUUCCAAUUGCAAUUCACAAAAUAAUAAUUUCGCAUACAAAACAUACUUUUCAUAUGUGCAUGAAAGAUCAAAUUUCAUAUGCAUAAAUUUUGAAUUUUUCAUACAAGAAUAUGAAAUGCACAUUUUAGAUGUAAAAUGUUCCUAUUUCCAAAGAAAAUUUUACAUGUGGUAAGGAGAUGCACCAACAGGCUUCAGUUGUGCCGCCUCUUUCGGCCAAAUUCUCUAUUGUUGUAUAUCAAGCUAUCAUGGAAGCGCCUUGGGCAUGCCCUUUUGUGAAGAUUCUAUACGUUUUGGAGAAUGUUUCAUACCACUAAGUACUGGCCAUAUACGGAAAUUAUAAAAAUACAUAUCUCUGUCAUAUAAAUCAAUAAAUAUUUUCAUGUCAAUAAAUAUUUUCUUAAAAUAAGAAAAUUAUAUUUUCUUAAGAAAAUGAUUUUUUGCUGUGCAAUUUCUUGGUCAAUUUUUAUUUAUAUACUAUUGUCUCAACAAACAAUUAUUUAAAUUUUGUUUCAUGUAUGUCUAUAGGAGCAACAUCUCCGUGCGUUGCAGUAUCUUCCAGAUAUUAUAAAACUACAGCGUCUGCUUUUCGAGAAAUUUCAUCGUCGUUUAGAUCGAAAUGAAGCGGAAGAAUUCACUCUGGGAAAAUUCUUGAAAAGAUGUAAUUAUUACAUUAACUUUACUUAUUAAGUUAAGUAUGUUAGACUGCUGAAAAUGGAAGAUCUCAUGAAAUUCUAACGAAGGAAAUUCUGAUAAUCAAUUUGUGUAAUGCAAAUGCACUGCGCAAAUUGUGCGGUCUUCAUCAGAAUAAUUGCAGUUGGGGCAUGACACGCGUACAAAGCUGAAACUAGAAAACAUGUGUAUUGAAAUAUGCCACAUUGCUCAUCAUUUGUGUUUUACACACACGAUAGAAGUAUCGGCCUUCUUCUAUCUUCUUCUUCCAUACACUUGAAAGAAUUUUUUAUUAUUUGGAGUCAACUAUAUAUCCGAAAAAUAAUUAUUGUUUGAGCCACUUUUUGCAUAUUCCGAAAUCACAUUGCAGUUCUAUUGUGACUUUAUAUACAAGCACAGUAAGCACAAACGAUGGUUGAAUACUUUGGUAUCUAUAUUUAAAUGUCCAGUUGAAGCUACGUAUUAUGGUAUAACUACAAUAAAUCCAAAUGCUGAACACGGCUUCGCAAGUGCUUGCAGUGCGAGUAUAAUAAUUUCUAACAAUUAUUGAACGAGGUUGAGUAUGAUAUGAAGAAUUAUCAAGCCAGAAGUUUGGUGUUAAAUAAUUUUUCAUAUGUGAUGAAAACCGAAUUAAUAAUUGUUUUAUUAUUUAUUUAAAAGUUUAAUUAAAAAGACAUCCGCAUCUGUGGGUUCAAUUCGUCGAAAUAAUCAGUCUUUAAAGUCCUCUUUUUUCCAUAAGUACCUCAGGAUGUUUCAAAACUUUUCGUGGCUGUUUUUUUAUGAAACCAGGUUAAGAACGUGAUUGUUCGAUAGUAUCGUACUAUCGUUUUGUUUUGGCUCGGUCGACUGUUACUGUGUCGUCGUUUAUCAAUAUAUCUCCGUAAAUGAGUACUAUAUUAUUUUAAUGAAAUUUCUACCAAGUUUGCAUAUUUUUAAUUUUCUCUUUAGCUCCUCAAAUAAGAGAACAAUUCAAAGCUUUGGUCAACAGUUUUAAAAUGGCUUGGAAAAUUGUCCGAUCAUCCCUUACACAAGAUGGUAAGUAUUAUUUUUUUUAUUUUUCAAAACUGAUUAAUUCGCAAGCGCUUUCUAAUCAAUUCAAUAAUGUCUCUGGUUUAGUUUCUGUAUUCCCAUAAAACUCUCUCAAUAAUAUUGUUAUCCAGCUAUUAAUAAUAAGACCUUUUUAAGUCGUUAAAUAGAUCACACCCGGAAACAACAACUAUUAAUUGUGGUAGUCAACCACCAUAUCAUGCUAACCAUUAUAUCAUGCUGACGCGUGAUAACGAAAAGCCUUACCGUACAUUUCCUAAAAUCCCAUUUUUACAUUUUGAUCAAUGAGCAUUCAUGAUAAACGAACUUCUACAGUUGCAUGCUGGUAUUGACUCACUGUUACCAAUUUAAAAUCAUAGUCGCCUCUGAUUCCGAAAUUUACACUGUUCCUGUAGUACAACAACGAAUUAAUUUAUACGUUUUGUUUUUCCUUUAUUAUUAUUGUAGGCCCUUAUUCAAUUUCGCAGGAAAUGUGCUGCAUUGAUGUGACAAAUUCAACACCAAUUUCCAUGUUUUUGCCUGCUAAUUCAGGCCAGGGAAGUUGUGCUUUGGCUUUGAACAAUUUUCUCGUGACCUUACAUAAUGAUUUUAUUGGCCGUUGCAAGAGCUUACUAAAAGAUGAAAGUCGGUAUGUGUAA
Paramuricea clavata is the source of this 16791-nucleotide messenger RNA. The record is from the annotation of a GenBank genome assembly. NCBI's taxonomy places the organism in Eukaryota, Metazoa, Cnidaria, Anthozoa, Malacalcyonacea, Plexauridae.